Molecule: messenger RNA, 1798 nt
Organism: Paramacrobiotus metropolitanus
Lineage: Eukaryota; Metazoa; Tardigrada; Eutardigrada; Parachela; Macrobiotidae
Product: heat shock protein 70 B2-like
Exons: 2
Coding region: 122-1675 (517 amino acids)
Biological process (GO): cellular response to unfolded protein; protein refolding
Cellular component (GO): cytoplasm
Molecular function (GO): misfolded protein binding; ATP hydrolysis activity; ATP binding
Source: RefSeq, a predicted model, not a curated record
UGCCGCAAUAACAUCCCACAUUGUAUCGGCUUGCAGCAGUACAAAAAUUUUUGGUGCGCUGCUAGCCUCGAUUGGAAAUUUGCAUUUCUAUACCACAUACUGCAUUACCAGUAAACUAAAAAUGACGGUCGGAGUUGGAAUCGAUCUAGGCACCACCCGGUGCUGCGUCUACGUGAGAAAGCAUGGCUGCAAACCAGAAGUGGUACUCAACGCCGACGGGGAGCCAAUCACCCCUAGUUGGAUCCGCUACGAACAAGGUGACAAUGAAGUGGGAAAAUUUGCCAAAGAGCAGAGCCCUGAGCACCCCACCAAUACUGUGCAUAGCGCGAAACGGAUAAUUGGGCGGAAUUUUGCCGAGGAAGCCGUGCGGACCGAGAAGGAUCGUAUGCCUUUCAAGAUUAUCAACGAAAAUGGCUCACCGGUAGUGCAGGUAGAACAACUUAGUGAGUCCAAUGAGAUUAUAUGGAGGAAGACCUUCCGUCCGGAACAAAUCAGCGGCACAAUACUUGCGUACCUUAAAACAACCGCCGAGCACUUCCUGGCUACCGAUGUGUCCCAAGCGGUUGUCACGGUUCCGGCUAACUUUACGGAACCUCAACGCGCAGCCACCCUAAGCGCCGCUUAUUUGGCUGGUUUCAGCGAUGUAACUCUACUCAAUGAGCCGACGGCCGCGGCUAUCGCAUACGGGGAUGCGCUCGACCAACAAUCAACUAUUCUUGUGUUUGAUUUUGGUGGUGGCACCCUGGAUAUUACGAUAAUGCGAGUAGAGGCCCGCGGGGAAUACCGAGUCAUCACCACCGACGGCGACAUGCAUUUGGGUGGGGAGGAUUUUGAUGAGGCAAUUGUCAACUAUUUUUUGAGAGAUAUUGAGCAAAAGCAUGGUGUCAACCUGACUGAGAGCGCGAAAGCUCGUGCCGCUCUAAAGAUCAUUGCGGAGGACGCUAAAAUCGCUCUGUCCAGCUCAAAGACCCCCAAAUACCGAAAAUUUGCUCAUGGUCUUCUGGGUCACGUCAAGUACGAGGCAGUAUUAUUGCGAGAGACCUUCAAUGCAAUGUUUAGCGAUAUGCAAGAGAAAAUCUUGGCACCUGUAAACCGCGCUCUGACAGCGGCAAAGAUAUUAGCGCCCGAUAUUGACAAAGUGGUACUGGUAGGCGGGAGCUCCAAGUUACCAGCCGUUAAGGAAAUGUUAAAAAGAUUCUUCGGUAAGAACGAUGCGAUCUGUGCGGACACUAAUCCCGACGAAAUCGUUGCCCGGGGCGCGGCCAUACAGUCCUACCGCAUCAACGGUGGCCAAAUUAGUAAUAUACAAGAGGUUACGGCAUAUUACUACGGACUGGAAGUAGUGGACGAUACGCAAAAUAAGGAUUACGUGAGCCGGCUAAUUUCCAGAGGGGAUCCGUAUCCGUGUAGGGUAACGCGCAGUUUUGGUACGUGUGACAACAAACAGAGUGAGGCUACAUUUGUUAUUCAUCAAAGUAGAAACGGAUUUGAUGUCGAUCAGUUCCGUAUUGGUGAAUUCACCAUCGACGGUCUGCCGCCACGGCCAGCGGGAGAAUGCGAAUUUUACGUCACUUUUUAUACUGAUGCAAGUAAUAUCCUCCACGCUACUGCGAAAGGCAAAGGCGACAUUGCGAAUUACGAAAAAAACAUAAAAAUCAUUUUAGAUAACGCCUGAUAAUCUAAGCUCCAUCGUUUAUGGUCUACAAGGCGGCUAAUUGGUCAUAAUUUUGCUCAAGAACUGCGCCGAUUUGUUAAUGGGAAACGGUAUAAGGUGGUUAAUAAAUUCAGACUUAGUUUA